This is a messenger RNA of Scutellospora calospora, 522 nucleotides long. Lineage: Eukaryota; Fungi; Glomeromycota; Glomeromycetes; Diversisporales; Gigasporaceae. The record is from the annotation of a GenBank genome assembly.
AUGGAGAUAAUAUCAAAACAAAAGGACAAUCUCACUAUUGCAAACACUUCAGACAACUCAACUGAAGAUACAUGGAAAUGGAUGAACACAAAAUUGGUUCCUAAUAAUAAAAGAGACAUAUACUGGCGCUUGCAACAUAAUGCACUCCCAUUAGGCUAUAGAAUCAGACAUAUCGACCCCAAUGACCCAGGAAACUGCCCAAACUGCCGAAAUAUAGUUCAAACACCAGAACACUUCGCGCUCAGUUGCCCGAUAAGUCAAAAAAUUUGGAAAAUAUCAACAGAAUUGGUCGCUUCUCCAGCCAAUUUGAAAAUACCCAACGACUUCAACUCGAUAUUUACAGAUCGUUAUACAGGAAAUAUUCAAUGGAGAAACUGGAUAAACAUAAUCACCAUAUAUGAGAUAUGGUAUUGGUACACCCAGGCAAAAUGGGGUGACUCUAUUCCAGAUCCAAUUCUGGAAUUGUUAAUAAAACACAGACUUAGAAAAGAAUUAGAAGUGUUGAGAAACAAAAUCACAAAG